This is a messenger RNA of Chara braunii, 2276 nucleotides long. NCBI's taxonomy places the organism in Eukaryota, Viridiplantae, Streptophyta, Charophyceae, Charales, Characeae. The record is from the annotation of a GenBank genome assembly.
GGAGGGGAUUUCAACCCCCGGUUCAAGAAGAAGGGGUUUUCGACCCCACCUGUGGUGCAGCGGCAAAACAUGGCAACUGCGGAGGUCUUUGAGUUUGAAUCACAUCCAGGGCGAACCCUAAGUCUCCUCCUUUUCACAGAUGUCACUAAUAGCAGGGAGUUGAAUACACUCUUGCGUGCAGGGAAGUUGGAUCCUGAGCUGGCACUUCUUAAUGCAGCGCUGGUACCUGGGACUCUCCCUGUCCUGCUUGCUGCCCAGAAAGCAUUGACGUUGCAAAGCCGCAAAGGGCUUAUCACGAAGACCUUGCACUCAGAAUUGGUGUAUUCCUACUCGGGAUCGAAGCAUAUUACUGAGUCAUUGAAGCGGUGCGGCAUCAAUGAUGAGAUGACGUACAUCCUUGUUGCACGAUUCGAUGCAACUCAAGCAGAGCUUAAUGCAGCUCGGCAGCUGAUCAAGGGUACACAAGUCAACUUGUUGAAUCUCGCAUUGAAGUAUAGUAAAGAGCUCAUCACCAAGUUCUACAAGGUGACACCUGCAGAGCUCCAUGUGUCCACUCUCGAGGAGGCCAUUAUCUGCAGGAUUGGGGCCAGAGAUGCUCUCUGAUAACUAGCCAAGUGUUCAGACUCUGAGGGCGAGGAAAUGACGCUGCGUGGUCUUCUUCAAUGGAAGUCCAUUAAAGCUGAGACGUGAGUAUUGCCCCAAGAAAGGAAGAUCCAGACUCCGUAUCUGUUGGCCAGCCAUCUCAGCGGUGAAGGCAUUUGUCUAAGCGGAAUGCCAUGCCAGCGUCAAUGGCAAUCUUGUUCCUGAGACGCAGAGGAAAGGGCAACGUUGUUGAUGAAACAAACGAUUGCAGCGGAGAAUCGACUUUGAGGCUAAGUUUCAGCGUUAUCGUUCUACUAUAGUUUCUACCACGCUUGGCGAAAAUUUUUUAGAUCGUUUUCCAAAGACGACAGGGAUGAAGAGCCGUCAUCGGUCGCAGCAUACCUGGCAUCGCGGUGGCUUUGGCACCGACCAAGGAAGGCGCAGAGAGGCGUGGAUCAGGUUCAACUAAAGAUAAAGAAGCUACGGAUGGUACCAAGCUCUGCGCGGAGUCUGUGGUGCUGACACGAAUUAUUUUAUUUAUCCAACCGGGUGGUCGGAGACACCCAAAUUGACAAACUCAAGAUCAGACCCUCGAUCAACUCCCAACCCGUCGUGUACGAGACGCAGUUGAACGGAAGUGCCGCCACCGCUUGAGCGCGUGGACGAAGGCGAGGAGCUCCUUCUUGCGUGCAUCGUCAAUGGAAUGCACGACAGGCACUUUCUUGCUCACUUAGCUCAAGCGGUGGCGGCACUUCCUCCUUGGUCGACAGACCCUCUUCGGAAGGACCCUUGAGGUGCCGAAGCUACGGAAGGUAGCAAGCUCUGCAGUGUAUCCACCCCCUCUCGAGAAAGGGGGUCAGCGGGAAGGACCCUCGGUCAGCUUCCAAUCCAUGUCUAGGAGACGCAGUUGAAUGGGUGCAUGAGCGUGAGGUGCGGAAGAUACGAAUGCUAGCAAGAUGUGCGGCGUAUGUGGCCCGACUAUGGGCAGGGUUUUGAACAGGCUAUGUGAAAGGGUGUGGAGCUGAUGCCGGGCUAAGUGGAGUUGGUGCAAUGGCGCCAAGACGGAACUACAUGUAGUAUCAAGAAGGGAAGGCACAGAGGGGUAUAUGGUACAAGGGAAGGGAAGUCCUGGAGAAGGCCCAACCUAAAGAACGUGUGAAGGGCGUUAAGGAACGCAGUACAUGAGGGGAAUGAUGAUUAUGACCAGGGCUCAGAUAGGCAGGCUACGUGAAGGUGUGCAGAUGAUACCCCGGUGAAGUGCCGUUGGUGUAGAGAGGGGCCAGGUGUAGUGAAGGCUGUCGAUGGCCAAUCGGGAAAGGGGCGACGAUCACAUGGCCUGAAAGUGCAAGACAGGGUUUGGGCGCUGUAUACCUUUUAGCGGGUGGAGCAUUUCUCUCUAUCGGCCAUCCCUGAGGGCAUACUUGCACUGGGACUUUUUUUAUUGACUUUUGAACGUUAUCGGCCCUGAUUGCAGUCAGAUACGUCCACGGAAGUCCUGGUGUCGGUUUGCUCUUGGUAGGAAUUCAUUGGGCGCGCUUUCGAGUUUUGUGCUCGUCUCCAGCUGCUGCCCUCCAUUGAGAAUCUACGAAGCAGUUCACCCAACCCAGCAGAAGUGGAUCGUCUCGGCAGUUCAGCAGCAGCUGGGUGCUGUGCGGAGUUGAAUUGAGAAAGCUGAAGUGGAUUGUCUCGGCGUA